Messenger RNA from Podospora anserina S mat+, 1125 nucleotides. RefSeq lists its product as uncharacterized. The record is from RefSeq and is a predicted model, not a curated record. Lineage: Eukaryota; Fungi; Ascomycota; Sordariomycetes; Sordariales; Podosporaceae. Bases 1 to 1125 code for a protein of 374 amino acids. The transcript is spliced from 3 exons.
AUGACAGACGCAACAUCAGCCAGUCCGCCACCACCACCGCUCUCGUCCAACGCCCACGAAGACAAAUCCUCCACGGUGAUUGGGGCUAUCAUCUUCUGCCUGGUAUGGUCAACUGUAAUGGUAGGCAUGCGCCUGUGGACGCGGGGCAAGAUGAUCAAGCAGCUUGGGAUCGAUGACUACGCCUGCAUCCUAGGCUUGCUCACGACAUGUGGCUCAGCCAUCGCCAUCGGCCACAUGACAACCUUUGGCCUGGGAAGGCACAUCUCGGUCAUGAAACAAAACGAUAUUCCCCUGUACCUUCGAGACUUUUACGUUUCCAUCGUCAUGUACUGCUGCGCCCUCCUCUUCCUCAAGCUCACGUUUCUCUUCCAAUACUACCGCGUUCUGGCCGUCCAGCAUAUGCGCAUCGUUUAUCUCGUCGCCAUUUUCAUCGUCGGGGGCUGGGCCCUCUCCCAAGUCCUGGUGGGCAUCUUCAUCUGCACUCCCAUCCGCGCGUUUUGGCUCGGGGUGCCCCGAUAUCGAAGGUGCCACGUGUAUUCCAAACAUACCUCAAUGAUACAUCAAUGCCGCGGGCAAUAUCGUGACGGAUGUGGCUGUCUUUGCGCUGCCUUUGCCGGCUUUGUGGAAGUUGAAGCUGGCCAAAGCACCGUCAUCAUCUCCAUGAUCCAGAUCAAGUAUCUUCAACUGUACGAAGACUUCCCCUGGGAAACCGUCACGUCCUCCCUCUGGUCCGUUGGCGAGCUGACCUCGGCUAUCACUUGCGCCUGCCUGCCUACCCUCCGCCCCUUCUUGGCGACCUACUUCCCCAGAUUGGCAUCGGCCAUUGGUGGUAGCAGGGCUCAUCCCACGGGCGCUAUGAGUGCCGGCGCUGCUGUUGAUGGAACCGGCCGCAUCCGAACAGUGGAUCCCGAAACGGGCGUUUACUACGUCGGCAGAGGACAGCACUCGCGCGCCCGCAGUGGCGCGAAAAAAGGUGCGGCGGUAACGGUCGAGUACUCUGACGGGACCGGUAGUGAGGUUGAGCUGUCGCCACAGCAGACGAAGGUCAACCCAUUCGAGGCACAUGUGAUCCACAAGUCGGAAAGUCUAGAUGGGGUCAGUAUUUUCAAUAGGGACAUUCGAUGA